This is a messenger RNA of Dermacentor silvarum, 1239 nucleotides long. RefSeq names its product hemicentin-1-like. The coding region runs from base 1 to 1239 and encodes 412 amino acids. Lineage: Eukaryota; Metazoa; Arthropoda; Arachnida; Ixodida; Ixodidae. The transcript has 7 exons. The record is from RefSeq and is a predicted model, not a curated record.
AUGUCUACGCUGAACAGCGGUGACAACACCAUGUACAAAGACGCCGGGGGGGACCAGACGACGCUCAGGGCUGCAGUGGCUGCUGUUGACACUGCGACGAACCUUACGUCUGUGAUGACAAUAGCGGAUGGCAGCCCGCCAAGCAUGAAGGAGAUUGAACUUCAAGACAUCCGCUACGCGCAAGAGUGUCUCUUUAGCAUUGGAGUGAAGCCGGCACAAGUGCGCAUCAAAGGAUCGCGCAGCCCGGUGUCGGCUGACGUGGAGGCCGUGAUCGAGUGCGAGACGACGGGCUCCCAGCCUCCAGCCAACAUCAGCUGGCGGCUGGAGAAGACACCCCUGAGAGAGGCCCAGGUGCUGGCGAGGGGCGCCAACGGCACGGCCAGUUUGCUCCGCUGGACGCCGCGGCCACAGGACAACGGCCGCCGGCUCAUCUGCGUAGCCCUGAAUGACCGUUUCCCGGAGGACGGCAUCGACGACGUCUGGCCGCUUGACGUGCACUACAAGCCGAUCGUGGAGCUGCGGCUAGGCCAAGGCCUGGACUCCUCCGGCGUGCAAGAGGGCCACGACGCCUACUUCGAGUGCUCGGUUCGUGCCAACCCACCGGUGAAUGAAGUCGCCUGGAGCCUGGAUGGCCGGCGGCUCAGUGGCGCCCGCCUCAUCGUGAGCAACCUGUCGUUGGCACUGCGACAGGUGACACGCCACCAGGCCGGCCUCUACCGCUGCACGGCGCAAAACUCGGCAGGACAGACAGUCAGCAACGCCGUCCGGCUGCGCGUUAAACACGCUCCCGUGUGCGAGCGGGAGGAGAGUGCACUGUUCCUAUCGGCCGUGGAACAGGAGGUGGAGCUGGCGUGCGCCAUGGUGGCGGAGCCCCCGCAGCUCCUCUUCUCCUGGUCCCUCAACGGCUCCCUGGGAAAGAGGGAGCUCACUGGAUUCCAGAGCCAUGGCGCACGCUCCAGCCUCAAGUUCCGACCCAAGUCUGAAGUAGACUACGGCACCCUCGAAUGCACGGCCCGGAACAGCGUCGGAUCUGCAAUACGGCCGUGCAUCUUUCAUCUCCUGCGACCUCCAGGCAACACGUGGCUGUCCCGUAAAUGGUACAACUGCAGCGUAUGGAAUGCUACGUCAUCCGCGGUGCAGGUAGUCUGCCAGAGGGGCCCCGUUCCUUCUGGUGUUGACCCUGGGGCACUGGCCCCGUCAUCAGCAGGCAGCCGACCACCAUCCCCGGGUCCUGCAUAG